CAAGCCCGCCGGAGGCGUGCCGCCCACCACGAAGAUCUAGCUCGAGCCAACUUCCAAGCUGCCACAUCCGAAAAUUCGCCUCGCCGGCCGCUCGGACCGGCUCCGCCCGAUCCGCUAGGGUUUUGGCGCGAUGGAUCCGCUCCGGAGCUACCUGGGGCGGCUCCUCCUCGAGGACGUCACCCCGGUGGUGAUGGUGCUGACCACCCCGCUCGCCGAGGCCGCGUGCCGCAGGAGCGGGCUCAGCUUCGUCGACAUGCUCUCCCCGUUCUCCCUCUUCAAGAAAAUCGACGUGCCCGUGCGCACGGCGAGUGACCAGCCUUACAGGCUGCAGAUGUUCAAGAUUCGGAUGGUGUACGCCUCGGACGUACGGAACCAGGACCUUGAGGUUGCGGAUGAGAGAAUUAAGCUGGUUGUUUCCGAGGCCAACGAGAACGCUCUUCCAGACUUGCUUUCAGACCCGCCAAAGCUGGAAGAUGUGCUAAAAAAGCCUGAAGCUGAGUUGUGCCCAUCAUGGAUUAAAAGGUUCAACAGAGAGCUAGUGCGGACACUCUCGUUUUCAGAACAUGAAACCUUUGACCACCCUGUGGCAUGUCUUUUAGUUGUAUCGUCGAAGGACAAAGAGCCAAUCAGCAAAUUUGCUGAUCUCUUCAACACGAAUCAGUUACCUUCUCUUUUAAAUGAAGGCAUAAUGGAUCCCCAGAUUCUGAAGCACUAUCUUGUACUUCACGACCAACAAGAUGGACCACAAGAGAUAGCCGUGAACAUCUUAGCAGAAAUGAGGAGCACCCUUGGUUUGAAUGAUUGUAAGUUGCUGUGUAUUAACUCUUCUACACAAGCUGAUGGUAGUGAUGCUGAUAAUUCGUGGUUACCCUAUAAAGCGCAUGGCUUACAGAAUCAUGAAGGAGCUUGUUUCCUUAACACGGAUGAUAUGAAUCAGAUAAAAGAUUUCAUGCAAGAUUUUGCUUCUAAUCAUAUCAUCCCCUACAUGGAGCAAAAGAUUCGUGUACUCAAUCAGCAGGUAGCCACAACAAGAAAGGGCUUUAGAAAUCAGAUAAAGAACUUGUGGUGGAGAAAGAGGGAUGAUGUGCCAGAAGCUGCAAAUGGCCCAAUGUAUACAUUCACCUCCAUAGAGUCUCAGAUCAGAGUUCUCAGUGACUAUGCUUUCAUGUUACGGGACUACGAGCUUGCUUUGUCCAAUUACAGAUUACUUUCGACUGAUUAUAAGCUUGAUAAAGCUUGGAAGCGCUUUGCUGGUGUUCAGGAGAUGAGUGGGCUUUGCUAUUUCAUGUUGGAUCAGUCAAGGAAGGAUGCUGAAUAUUGCAUGGAAAAUGCCUUCACGACAUACCUGAGAAUUGGAUCUUCUGGGCAAAGAAAUGCUACUAGAUGUGGCCUUUGGUGGGCAGAAAUGCUUAAAACAAGAGGACAACAUAGGGAAGCAUCAGCUGUGUAUUUCCGCAUAUCAAAUGAGGAACCUUCCUUGCAUUCUGCUGUACUGCUUGAGCAAGCUGCAUGUUGCUAUUUGUUGUCAAGUCCACGUAUGCUUCGGAAGUAUGGAUUUCACCUAAUCUUAGCUGGCAAUAGUUACUACUUGUCUGAUCAGAAACAACAUGCUGUUAGGGUUUACAGGAAUGCUAUGUUUGUUUACAAACAAAAUCCUUGGAGUUAUAUCAACAAUCAUGUACAUUUUAACGUUGGGAGGUGGUAUGGAGUCCUUGGGAUAUUUGAUGUAGCUAUCAAGCACUUGAUGGAGGUCAUUGCCUGUAGCCAUCAGUCACUGACAACACAAAGCAUGUUCCUCAAUGAUUUUUUCCAUUUUGUCCAGAGUACCGGGGAAAAAUUUGACGUAUAUAAGCUUCAACUCCCUGUUUUCAAUAUGUCAUCGCUGAGAGUUGUAUAUGAAGAUCAUCGCACUUACGCAUCCAAUUCAGAUGUUGAUGUUAAUGAAAGCAUUUGGCAUGAGCUGGAGGAAGAAAUGAUCCCAUCAUCAUCAGUUGUUAGAACUAACUGGCUGGAUACUCAACCAAAGUCUUCUCCUUUUAGAAAUAACAAGGCAUGUGUUUGUGUUGUUGGAGAAGCAGUAAAACUGAACGUUGAGCUUAAGAAUCCUUUACAAAUUUCAGUGAAUGUGUCUGGCAUAUCUCUUAUAUGCCAGCUUUCCACCGACUCUUCAAGUGCAGUGUUGACGACAGCUGCUGAGGAAGAUAUAGCUAACACAAAGCCCUCUAUUUCGACAUUUGAAAGCGAUGAAAGCAAAUUUACAGCAUCGAAGCUUGAUGUUGUAUUAGGAGGAGGUGAAACCAGAAGAAUACAACUUGAAGUGACUCCGAAAGUUGUAGGCAUUCUGAAGUUAGUUGGGAUAAGGUGGACACUGUCAGAUUCAGUAGUAGGCUAUCAGUACUUCGAAGUGGCCACACAAAAGAAAAAUAAGAAAGGAAAGAGAGGCGCUCGUCGUUCUUUAAACAACAACCUGAUCGUAAUCAAGGGUUUGCCUAAACUUACAGGAAAUAUUGAUUGCUUGCCAACAAAAGCAUUCACGGGUGAUUUACAGCUCCUCAAGCUGAAUCUGAGUAACAAAUCAGAACAUGCUGUGAAGAAUGUGAAAAUGAAAAUUAGCCAUCCAAGGUUUUUAAUUCCUGGCGAUUCACGGGAUCUUGACCUUGAGUUCCCACAGUGCUUAACAAAGCAUGUGCAAUCAGACAACAAUGUUGUAUUAUCUGAAGGUACCAAGGGAAAAUUCAAGGGCUUGCUAUUUGCAUUUCCUCAGGAUACCAAAAUUCAAGGUGGUUCCACAUUCUCUUGGCCUAUUUGGUUUCAUGCUGCUACUCCUGGAAACUUCUCGCUUUAUUUGUCUCUCUAUUAUGAAAUGGAGACUACCACUGACAUUCCAUAUCGCACAUUGCGCAUGCAUUACAAUGUGGAGGUUUUGCCAUCACUUGAUGUAUCCUUUGCUAUAAGUAUGUGCUCAUCAAGAAUGCAAGAGUAUAUUGUGCGCAUGGAUAUCAUGAACAGAACUCCAUCAAAAUCAUUUGCACUCCAUCAGUUGUCAUGUGUCGGCACUAAAUGGGCAGUUUCUGCAUUGCCCUCGUGCAAUUCCAUCAGCUCUUUGGAAAAAAUACAUGCAAACCAGGCUGUAUCAUGCUUCUUCAAGAUAAAGGAUGUAGGAACAAAUUCAUCUAUUGAGGCUGCAGACAAGUCCUGUGGAAGUGAUAUUAUUUUAUCUUCUGGGGGUAGUACUGAUGUAUAUGAUGUUUCUCUGUCUCCUAUGACCGAUUUCCACUAUCAAGAAAGAUACCAACAGGGGAAGUUAGCUAAGGGGCCACACAGUCUACUUGAUUUUAUCCUGAUCUCAAAGGCAGCAGCUGAUAAUUCGUCCAAGUCAGAACAACUGCUCUCUCAUCAUACAUGCCACUGCAGUCCUCUCAGCCAGAAUCCUGUUUGGUGGCUUAUGGAAGGGCCUCAAACCAUUACUCAUGAUUUCUCCAAGUCUUGCUGCGAGGCUAACAUCCAAUUGGUGAUUCAUAAUUCUUCAGAAGAUAACAUUUCUGUGAGAGUGGUUACGUCCGAUCGUAUGGCAGAUAAAAACCAAACUGUCCCUUCACAUGAAUCUGCCAGUGGAUGGUAUGAUGUGUCGUUGGAAAAUGACAUAAAGGCCAUCUCAAGCGCCAAGGGGACACACUUGCAGAAGGAAUCGUCAGAAAGCAUUUCACCGUUUGUUUGGUGUUCAUUGAGUUCUGCUCAAGUUGAUCUCAAACCUGACAGUUGUGCUAAAGUUCCUCUAAAAGUGUGUAUAUUUGCACCUGGAACCUACAACUUUUCAAAUUAUGAGGUGCACUGGAAGGUACAUCCAUCUGAGGGGGGACAAGUGGAUGAAAAUGGGAUAUCAGGCGGUGGUCAAGGCCAUCCUUUCUAUGUUAAUGUUCUUCAAGGUGUCCGAUGAAUUUCAAUGUUACGAAAAGAAGCAACCUUCUUAUGAAGCUCAGAACAUAAGAACUUCCAUCUAGUUCAGUGCAGAAGCCUGUCUUGUGGUGGCUGAAGUGAAGAUGUACUACCCCACCAGACCCAAACUAGUGGUCGCUGGCAGGUGGGUGGAGAUGUACAAUGUAAGUUCCCAGAUUGAAUAUAGAAUACACAUACACACGGAUUUUCUUAAUAUCAGCUUCAGUACUGAUGCAUUUAUACAAGUCCUAUCCAAGGAUGACCCAGGAGGACUAUUCAGGUGAUUAUAUGUAUACCAUUGUUGUCAAUGAAAUUCGGGACUUGCUGCUGUAGCCUGUAGGUUCUUAUACUAUUAUUGUAUAUCCUUAAUAUCCUUUUCUGUGAGGUAAUUAGUUUAUCUUCAAAACUGUUGUUCUAUGGGUGACAAUUGUUGCUUGGCUAAUGUUGAUGCCAUACCCACCAUGUCGUGAUUUUUGUUUUGUAUUAGUGGGUUGAGUUCCUGUCUGCCCGGGUGAUCAUGUUUGUAUUGGAUAUCACCAUAUUUUUGGUAGAAUUAGUUCUUGGGCAGUAACAUUUUGACUUGAUGUAAUCAAAAUCACAUUUUUUUU
Messenger RNA from Lolium rigidum, 4544 nucleotides. Its product is annotated as trafficking protein particle complex subunit 8-like. Gene Ontology annotation, molecular function: protein binding. Gene Ontology annotation, biological process: endoplasmic reticulum to Golgi vesicle-mediated transport; protein localization to phagophore assembly site. NCBI's taxonomy places the organism in Eukaryota, Viridiplantae, Streptophyta, Magnoliopsida, Poales, Poaceae. The record is from RefSeq and is a predicted model, not a curated record. Gene Ontology annotation, cellular component: cytoplasmic vesicle; phagophore assembly site; TRAPPIII protein complex. Bases 131 to 3937 code for a protein of 1268 amino acids. The transcript has 28 exons.